ACUGCUAAACUUCAGCGUAUUGUUCAUCAUCACUUUUUCUUGAAAACCAAACCACAACAAUUUAAUGGCUCGAAAAGUGCGUUCGUGAGAAUAUAUAAAGCGAAGAAACUGGUGUAUUACAAUUUCACUUUAAAAGGAAGAGGUACUUUUACUACAAACACCAAAAAAUGAAGACUUGGUUACAUUUCGGUGUAUUAUGGCUGGGUAUAGUGUCACUUUCCUGUAACAUUGUAUCAUCAAAAGAGGUGAAAUUGUCGGAUUAUCUUUGGCAACAGACUAUAUCCCUGCACCAGGAUGCUCUUCAAUCGUCUUUCAUCCAAGGUCUCAAGAAUGUGUCAUUGGAUCCAACUAAUUUCGGAGCAUUUAUGGUACAGGAUUCCGUGUAUUGCUACAAAGUUAAAGGAUUCCUUGAUAUUGCUGCCGCCAACGAAACGAGUGAUCCAAGCCUUAAGUCAUUCCUUGAGGCUAGAUCAUCCAGCUACGAAAGAUACUAUAAGGGUCUCUUUGAAGCAUGGCAUAUCGCAAAUGCAAAUGGAAUUCAUCUAGGCAAUGCAAGUUCUGGUUACAUCUCACAUCUUCAGAACGUAACAUUGCAAAUGGAUCCAUUAUAUCUCGUCACAGCCCUUAUACCGUGUGCAAGACUAUGGCCUUGGCUUGGGGGUGAAAUCAAUGUUAAAAAGGGUAACUUUGGUGUCUACAAAAAAUGGGUCAUGGAGAAUUUGGAUCCAGAUUACCAUGGUUACAGCAAGUAUGAGAAGGUGAUCAAUGCUGCCUUUGUAGAAGGUCGUAUCAACCUGAACGUCGCACUGGAUGUGUACACCCGCAGCAUGCAAGGAGAGGUGGCUUUCUUCUCAUCAGUGUAAUUUCAAUGACAGUUUCAUGUUUCUAGGAUACCGACAACAAAAUUGCUGUUUUCUCAACCAUCUAUCUCUUUCCCCCCUACCUUUUUUAUUCAAUAAAAAUGGGCCAUCAAUUAGGGUAUGACCAUAAUUCAUGCUAAAGAAAUCAUGAAUUGUUGUUAAUUUAUAUGUGCUGUAUAUGUAUAUGCAAAAGUGAUUUUGUAAGGUCAGUUUGUGAUGGUUUCUCGAUCCUGACUGAUCAUUCGGACCCUUCUUGUUGUGGCCCGAAACAAAAUUGACUGUAUUCUUCGAUUACACUUAAUAAACGCUAAUUAUAAUGUCUGACGGGUACUCUGCACUGACCUUAUUUAGAUUGUCGAAACUUUGUAAUUGUUCGUCUUUGUUAAAAUUUAUUGGUAAAAAUUAAAAUUAUUGCAUUAUCUUCAUUUACUUUUUCACUUUGUUAACCUAACCUUAUAUUUUAAUGUCUUAGACAUACGCCUCAUACGUGUGAUAAGCUUACAUGCGUGUGCGUUCUGCCCUGGAAAUUCAAAUGCUACAAAACAACUUGGACUUAAUAACUUGAUUUGACCCUUUUAAAGACAGUUAUUUUUCAUAUUACACUGGUGAUUUCCGGGAAGUCAGCCCAAAAAUGAUUAAUAUCAAUUCAAAUCGAACUUCAUUAAAUACGUCGGUGACUAUUUAUAAGGUAGACAAUUCAAUGUCUUAUCGGUUAUAAGAAGGAAAAUGGAAUUGAAUUACUUCCCUUUCUUAUUUCAAAACAAAUCAUUCAUAUAAGCUGCUCAAAACAAAUCAUUUAUAUCUGCUGCUCUGUGUGUUGUAUCUGUGUGCGUGCGCGUGGGUGUGUGUGUGUGCGUGUACGUGCACGUGCUAUACAAAAUGAUUAUGGUGACCUUGGCCGGGUACUUCCGGUCGUGGACUUCAAAUAAUUCCUUACACCGCUCAACAGUUCGAAGUUAUAAGUUCAAAAAUUUCUUCAAGAAAUCCUAUUCAUUCUUAAGAUUUUUAAACGUUGUGCUUGCUUCCGACGGCUAUAGAAUCAAUCAAUGCCAUCUGUACACACUAAGACCAGACUGAACAUUCGUGUCAUCACGGUCGGCACUAUUCGCUUUUUAGUCAGUACAAAUUUUGAAAUUUUCCAUUAAAAGUCAAGGUUGAAAGAUGGACCAGUCAAUUUGAAAUGUUUAGCAGGACAAGGGAUAAAAUGGAAUAUUAAUAUAAGACACAAAGUUAUUUUACACCUUCAGUUGCGAAAGAAAUAACAUAAAGCUGUUCUUAGAUUUAAUUAUAUGUCACAAAAUUACGUAUGUUACUUCCUAUGAAACACGUGUGUAUAAUCACAAAUCAUGCUUGAAAACAAGUUCAUUAUUUAUUAUUAUUUGAAAAGAAAACUUUAUACAAAUAUUACAUUUAUUAUAGACGGAUGUACUUACCCCAAAAUUUUUGCAAUAAUAAAUACAAUACUUCUAAGAAUGUUACUUCUCUGUUACCAUUUCCACAAUGCUUGACUGGACCAAGGUUAACCAAAGUCUGAACCAUUUGUUGUCAUCCUUCAAUGAGACCUUGCAUGAAAGACUUCCGUAGGAGUACUUUUCGUCCAGCUUUUUUUUCUGUACCUGACAGAGUGAUUGAUUUCAUCGCCUCCCCCCCCCUCUCCCCGCCCAACUGAUGGAGAAUAACUAAAUAAAGUUGUUUUUUUGCGUUGUUGUUGUUAUUUUGUUUUGUUGUUAUUGUGUUUUGUUGUUAUUGUGUUUUGUUGUUUUUGUUUUUUGUUGUUGUUUUUUGUAUCUGACAGAUGGAUUGGUUCCCCCAAACAAAUUGGAAAUAACUAAAUUAAGUUGUUGUU
This is a messenger RNA of Ruditapes philippinarum (Manila clam), 2706 nucleotides long. RefSeq lists its product as uncharacterized. Gene Ontology annotation, cellular component: cytosol. The record is from RefSeq and is a predicted model, not a curated record. Lineage: Eukaryota; Metazoa; Mollusca; Bivalvia; Venerida; Veneridae. The transcript has 5 exons. Bases 168 to 863 code for a protein of 231 amino acids.